AUGCCCACCGUCUUACUGCCCUCGUCGGCAGCCGCAUUUGCCCCGCGGUCAUCGCCAAAUGUGGUGCUCAACGCCCGCAUCGAACCGUGGCUCACGGCCACCUUGAAACGGGUCAACCGAGUCAAACGCCCGCUGAACAAUGUCACACAGCAUACUAGAUGUCUGACCGAGACGCUGUCCUCGCCCAACGCUAUCUGGACGCUGUGUUCGAUGGUGUUCCCCAAGGCUCCCGAGGCCGAACUUCGCAAGGAUGACAACCCUCUGGUGGAGGGCCUCUUCAACUAUCAAAUGAUCCACAUCGAUGCCUACGUCGUCCAUGUGGAUAUGGUGUCGCAGAACGAAAUCGCCUUCAAGCUAACCCCGGAAACCAUUGAGGCGCUCGUUGAUUAUCACAAGGAUGUCUACUCCGUCGAUGCCGCAGCGAAAACCUGGGACUGGUCCGACAAGGAAACCCAACUGAAGAAGCUACAGGAGGAGUUUGUCCAAGCUGCCAACAAGUUUGUCUAUCGCACAAGCGUCCUUGCCCUCGAAGGGCUCGAGGAGGAUGGGGCGGGUGAACUUCUGGCCGGCCGCAGUGAGGAAGCCAAAGUGGCCAUAUCCAACUUGUUCGUCCCCCUGCAGCCACCGCCUCCGCGGGUUGUCGACGUGCUUCGCUCGGUGCCUUAUCUGCCCAGCUCAACGGGUCCCGGACCCUGGUGGCAGGAUUCGAUGCAUCAGCCCCUUCCGAUGGACCCCUGGAAGAUCCUGCCGUCCAGUCCAGCCACGGCUACGACCGGGGAUGUGAAUCCGGGUCUUUGGGCUCACAUGAGCGGCAUGGAGGAUGCGCAGCUGACCUCUCCACCGGCGUCGACAUUCAGUCCACCGUAUACGACGGCGCCGCCGUACAGCGCGGCGCAGUACUACGGUGUGGCGGCGACCUCGGCGGCUCUUGCAGCUCUCCCACUGCCGAGCAUGCUCUGCAGCACGGCAGCAAACAUGACAGGGUUUGGAUGGGGGGAUCGAUACCAGGAUUUCUCAUCGCUUUCGCUUCCCUACGGGACAAUAAUGUAA
Messenger RNA from Aspergillus aculeatus ATCC 16872, 1050 nucleotides. RefSeq lists its product as uncharacterized. NCBI's taxonomy places the organism in Eukaryota, Fungi, Ascomycota, Eurotiomycetes, Eurotiales, Aspergillaceae. The transcript has a single exon. The record is from RefSeq and is a predicted model, not a curated record. The coding region runs from base 1 to 1050 and encodes 349 amino acids.